GGCGCCAAUUCAAAAGUUUAAUUUUCUCCAAUAUCUCAUUAAUUUUAAAUAAAUAUGGCUUCGGCUUGUUGUUCUGAUAACGAGCCUGCAUUUACUGAAGAAUAUCUAAAAAAUAUAGUUCCAUAUUAUACAAAAUUGAUGCCUUUACCUAAGUUAUAUGAAUGGUUUGGCUAUGGUAAUCCCGAAAUUUUUGCCAAACGAGAAAUUUCCUUCACCCUCAGCAACGAUGUUUACAUCCGUUAUCAAUCCUUUGACUCCUUCGAGGAAUUCUUCAAUGAAAUCAAAAAAAAAGCCCCAGUCAAAAUCGAUAUCGGUGCCAUAUACAAAACCAAACCGAAAAUCAAAGCUUUAGGAUUCGAAUUAACUGCAACAAGAAAAGACUUGGUAUUCGACAUCGAUAUUUCAGAUUACGACGAUGUCCGAACCUGCUGUAACGGGGCUGGAAUUUGCAACAAAUGCUGGAAAUUCAUGGCAAUCGCCACCAAAAUUAUUUCUGCUGUUUUGAAAGAAGAUUUCAACUACGAGCACAUUUUAUGGGUAUUUUCGGGAAGGCGAGGUAUACAUUGCUGGGUUGCUGACAGACACGCAAGAGAAUUAACCAAUGAAGUAAGAUCAGCCAUGACUGAGUAUUUCAAUUUACUUAAGGACGGCAAUAAAACCAAGAAAGUUGUUUUAACGGGACGUAUACAUAAAAAAAUUUAUGAGCGUGCAAUAAAAAUAAUUGAUGAAUAUUUUAUGGACAUUCUUGAAGAACAAGACUUACUUGGUACUGAUUUGAGGCUUAGGAAGUUUUUAGAUAUGAUUGAUAAGGGUGUUAGAAAGCAAUUUCAAAAAAGCAUGACAGCUGUAAAAUGCUCUGUUGAAAGAUGGGAAGCAUUUGAACAGACUUUUACGGAGUUGCAAGAGUCAGAUGAUUUAAAAACCCUUAAAGAAGAAAUUAAGCUGCAAUACACUUAUCCUCGAUUAGAUGUGCACGUAACGAGAAGCCUUGACCAUUUACUGAAAACUCCGUUUUGUGUUCAUCCUAAAACUGAAAAAAUUUGUAUUCCUUUCGAAGCUGAAAAAGUGGAUGAUUUUGAUUUAGAGAAAGUUCCCACUCUUAGUAAAGUCAUUGAAGAAUUGAAAACUUAUGAUGAACGAGAGGAUACUUUACCUCUAGGGCUUAAUGAUUACCAAAAAACAAGUCUGACACAGCACAUUGAAUUACUUGAGAGGUUUGUUAACAAUUUGGAAAAAGAUGAUAAAAUGAAGUAUUGAUAUUUUUCCUGAUUUUUCAGUAGGUACCUAUUUUGUUAUUUUGUUAUCAGCUAUCUAAAUGAGAGUUUUGGGUUUUUGUUCCUUUAUUUUAUAGUACAAAUUAGAAUAUUAUUGUAAUGUUUAUUAUUUCAUAAUAAUGGUUAAUGUGAGAAUAAUUUAAGGAUUUAUUUGAAAUUAAAAAAAUGCAGUAUAAUUCUUACUAAGUCUUUUAAUAAAAUAAUACCUCUUGCAUUCCUAUUAGGCUAUUUUUAUCACAUACAAUUAUUAAUUUCCUUAUAGGAGGUUAAUUGAAUAAUUUUAAUACAAAUAAUGAAAACAGGAAAAAAAAAAUAGUCAGUCAAAAAAUAUGAUCCUAAUUCUAAGAUAUUAUAGGUAACUAUGAAAACUCUUAACUAUAAUAAUUAUUUACUUAAGCACAUUUAAAAAUAGAAGCUUUUUCCAAAAACUGUUGACGUCGCAAGGCUUUUUCUUCUUCCAUUUGUUUUCUUUCAUCUUGUUCUUGCCGGAUCUCUUCUUCAAAUUUGCUCUUCUUGCUCAAUUCAACAAACCUUUGCUUCGAAAAAAUCUUUAGCUCCAUUCACUCCAACUUUGUCUACAUCAAUUUCAGCUAAACGGGCCAAUUGUCCCAAUCCAGAAUCUUCGUCCAAUUCGCCGGCUCUAGCUUUGCGAAACACUAACAUAAAUUCAUGAAAGGAAAGACGACCAUCGUUAUCUUCAUCAACCUAUAGAAAAAAAGUUUUAAAUAAUUUACUUUAUAGUUUUCUAUUAAUUAUAUAAAUACCUCUUUGAUCAUUUGCUUUAAGCCGAUGUGAGUUUGCGGAGCUCCAAGAACUUCCAUCAUACGCUUGAGUUCGUCCAAGCUGAGAUAUCCAUCUUUAUUUGUAUUGAAUCUUAAAAAAAAAAAUCAAGUUUUCAGUUGUGCAAAGUGACAUUGAAACUUGAGUUAUGAAUUUUCAGUCCCAGCUGUCUUUUAUUGACUGGAAUAGGAAUUAAUGUUGCUGCGAGGAUAGAAAAAAGUCCAUAAAUUAUUUAACAAGAAUAUAAACAAUUUAUUUCCAAAACACAAAAAUGAAAUGUUCCAAUCCAAUCACCAAAGAAAAAAAGUUACACACAUAUUUUCACUAAGUAUACAAUAAAUAAGUUAAUUAAAAAAAAAAAUACACAUCACAGUACAAUUAAAUGCGAUAUCACUCUCUAAAAGAGCUACCCAAUUAACACCAACUUCUAAUUAUUGGUGGAUAUGCUUUAAGUUUUCUAAUGCCUAACAAUAAAUUAGUGUCAUGGAUAAUCCAUUUUAUUUUUAGUACCUAGCACAGCUAAAAUAAACAAUCAGCACAAAUUUCACUAACAAAGUCCAUACAACAAACCUAUACCCAUCAAUCGAAUAUUAGCUUAUUAUUUGCCUAAAAUCGUCCAACUUAUAAAUACUAGUAGAUAAUCUCCCAAUUGCAUUCAGCAAAGACACAAUCUCAUUUCUUUGCAAAUGCAUCUCGUUUUUAUUAACCAAAUUCCCUGCAGUAUCAUAAUCAAAUUGACCACUAAACAAAAUUUUCAAAGCCGUGCCCAAGCCUUGCGUCUGCAAUUUGCCCCAGAGUCUACAUUUGUCGCAACCCACGCAAUCCAUGAUUCUUGUGAUGUUGCGGAAAUGUCGUCGGAAUUCUUCUUUGAGUUUUUCCGCUUCUUUGGUGCCCUUGAACAUUGUGGUUUCGUUGAAGUGGUGCGGGAAUUUUUUGAUUACCGACAGGAGGUCUUUGAUUGCCAUUUUGGUGUCGUAAUCUUCAGAAUCAUUACCUGAAAAUUAAUGAGGAUUUCAGUUGUUUUAGAUAAGAAUUUUUAAAACUAACGUAUUAAGUCU
Ceutorhynchus assimilis (cabbage seed weevil) is the source of this 3112-nucleotide messenger RNA. The record is from the annotation of a GenBank genome assembly. Lineage: Eukaryota; Metazoa; Arthropoda; Insecta; Coleoptera; Curculionidae.